GGGCGGGCCGCGGGGCGGGGCUGUGCCUGCUCCCGCCCUGUGACGCCCCGCCGGAAGCGGGCGCGGCGGAGCCGCCGGUGCCGGUGGCGGCAGUGCCGCCAUGGAGUUCCCGGACCUGGGCGCGCACUGCUCCUGGCCCGCCUGCCAGCGCCUGGACUUCCUUCCUCUCAAAUGCGAUGCCUGCGAGCAGAUCUUCUGCACCGACCACAUCGCUUAUGCCCAGCACGAUUGCACCUCUGCCUACAAGAAGGAUGUGCAGGUCCCGGUGUGUCCCCUCUGCAACACGCCAGUCCCUGUGAGGCGGGGGGAGAUGCCUGAUGUUGUGGUGGGUGAGCACAUUGACCGUGACUGCAAGUCUGACCCCGCACAGCGCAAGCGCAAGAUCUUCACCAACAAGUGUUUGAAGCCUGGCUGCAAGCAGAAGGAGAUGAUGAAGGUGAUCUGUGACCAGUGCCACAAGAACUACUGCCUCAAGCAUCGGCACCCCCUGGACCAUGACUGCAGUGGGGCAGGGCAUCCCCUUUCCAAAGCAGGGCAUGCUGCAGUUACCAGAGCUCAGGCAUCUUCCUCCAAAAUAGUCACCGCAUCAAGCAGUGGAGCUGCCCGGCCAGCAGACAGCUCCUCUUCCCUGGCCUGUGCCAGAGCGAGGAAGAGGCACUGCAGCGAGCUCUGGAGAUGUCCCUGGCAGAGUCGGCACGCAGCUCAGCACAGCAACCCAGCAGCACACAGGAGGAGGAGGAUCUGGCACUGGCCCAGGCACUGUCAGCGAGCGAAGCCGAGUACCAGCAGUCGCAGCGGCAGGCACACGGUUCAAAGCCAUCCAACUGCAGCAUGUCGUAGGCAGGUGAGGCGGGGUGUGCCAGCAGACACAGCAUCCUGCUUGUGACCCGAGGAGCGGCUCUGGCCUCCCACAUGGAUGCCAUGGGGUUCUGUCCUGGACACUGGUACCAAGAGCCCCUUGCCAAGGACAGCUCAUCUCCCUGGGAGCUGAAAGCAACCAAAUAUACACUGACACUUCAGCCCUAGUACGUAUAUAAAAUUAGUGCAGCGAAUUGCUGAUGCUCCUGGGGAGGUGAAGAGUGCACAGGAUGGAGCUGGGUACACACUGACCAAAGCAAGCAGCAGCCCAGGGUCUGCACUUACCUGCAGUUGCCACGGCCGUGUCCCAAUACUGCUGGGACUGUGGGGAGAGGGCACAGCUGUGUGGGGAUGUCUCUGCACGUUCAGACAUACAGCUGGAAUGUAGCUGGCUUCUGUAGUGGGGGGCUGGAUUCCAUGCUCUGAGGAGGGCUGUGCCAGCCCCUCAGCAAAGAGCAAAUGUGCUGGGAUCGUAUCUUGCCUGGGCAUGGCACAGCUGAAUGUGUGUGCACAGCUUGCCUGUGUGGCACAGCCUCCCAGCAGUGUGAAAGCAGCCCCUUCCCUGCUCCCCACACCCUCAGGUGCCUCCCUGCUGUUUGCAUGUACAAGAGCACGUUGGGCCUUGCCUUGCUCGGCUGGGGCACAAGACCUCUCUGAGACUGAAUGGAGCUGCAUUUCCUUUCUGGUUUAAUAUAAUAAGUAACCUUGGCAGUGACUUGAAUGGCAGCGUCACUCACAUGGGAUGGUUGCAGCUCCCUUCCUGCUGCCCUAAACUUAAACAGGGCCCUGUUUAAAUGCUGCUGGGGUAGGAAUGCCUCAUUUCUUCCAGUUGUGUUGCUGGGGAUCCCCUCCUGGAUAGCAAUAGCACAGAACCCCUCCUUACAAACAAAGCCCUGAGCCUAGAGCCUGGUUGGGCAGAGGGGAUUUGUCCUGCUGGCCUCCUGCAGUGAGUCUGCAGCCAUGCAGAGCUGUGCUGCUUUCCCACCAGCAGCUGUAACCAUUCCUGCAGGGCUGUGCCUGGUUCUGCACAGGACUGGGCUGUCCUGCUCUGAGCAUCUGAGGGAGGGGGGGUUCAGGCUGGGUCCAGGGAAUGCUGAGACUUGUCAAAGUGCUGCUUGGGAGAGAAUAAAAGCAUAGCAUAAGGUA
Molecule: messenger RNA, 2004 nt
Organism: Onychostruthus taczanowskii (white-rumped snowfinch)
Lineage: Eukaryota; Metazoa; Chordata; Aves; Passeriformes; Passeridae
Gene: ZFAND2B
Product: zinc finger AN1-type containing 2B
Exons: 8
Coding region: 101-886 (261 amino acids)
Biological process (GO): protein targeting to ER; proteasome-mediated ubiquitin-dependent protein catabolic process
Cellular component (GO): endoplasmic reticulum; cytoplasm
Molecular function (GO): zinc ion binding
Source: RefSeq, a predicted model, not a curated record